Conger conger (European conger) is the source of this 5101-nucleotide messenger RNA. It is a transcript of the gene wdr6, whose product is annotated as WD repeat domain 6. The record is from RefSeq and is a predicted model, not a curated record. NCBI's taxonomy places the organism in Eukaryota, Metazoa, Chordata, Actinopteri, Anguilliformes, Congridae. Gene Ontology annotation, molecular function: protein binding. Bases 233 to 4243 code for a protein of 1336 amino acids. Gene Ontology annotation, biological process: tRNA methylation. Gene Ontology annotation, cellular component: cytoplasm. The transcript is spliced from 8 exons.
AUGUGAAGUUACAGUAACGUGGUUGUUUAUUUCGCGUAGCAGUGUGUGUGAUGUCCAAAUACAAUCGUUGUCCUAACCGUUGUACCUUUCUGACCAUCAAACCUAGCGAACAGCUACUUUCGUUGUUAGACAAGGUGACUAAAAAUGAAACUGUACGCAUUUUCAGCGCACAGGUACUUGGUUUUAUUGAGAAAGUAGUCUUAUGUGUCGUGGGGGUUUGUCGUAGUGCAAGAUGACUGACAGGAGGAGUGACACAGUAAUGGAGUCGGUAAUGCUGGUGGCCCCUGUCACAGCCCUGGAGUUCCUGGGGGAGGACUACCUACUGGCUGGCGAGGGCCCGGUCCUGUCCGUCUACAGCCUCGGGGUGCGGCCGCACGCCUGCGUCUCCCUGACCGCGCUCCGGAACCAGCGCGUCCACGGCGUCCGCCCGGAUCCAUGGCCCCCAUGGCGAUGGUCUGGGGGGGUCAGGGGCGCGGUGCUGGCUGUGUUUGGGGGGAAAGCGGUGAGGGUGGUGGGCUUUAAGGAGUCGGGGGACGGGGCCCCCUGCCUCCAGGCCCUGGGGCCCAUACAGGAGUUGCAGGACUGGGUGCGUGACGUGCGCUGGCUCCGGGGCGCAGCGCCCCUCCUGGCCGUGGCCCUGGCCCACAAUGCCGUGCUCCUGCUGGAGGCGGGGACGGGGCGGAGCUCAGCGCUGCGCUCCUGCCAGGAGGGCUGCCUGCUGUACUCGGCUCUGUUGCUGGGGCAACGGUGGGAUCACAUGGUUGUUGUUGGCGGGACGGUCUUCAACCAGCUGGUGAUGUGGAGGCCCGGAGGGGGAGGGGCAGAGGGGCGGGGCCAGCCGGGGCGGGGGGCCGAGCGGAGGGCUCCGGUGGAGCGGCGUCUGUCGGGUCACAGCGGGGUCAUCUUCAGCCUGGCGUACCAGCGGCAGAGGGGCUGGCUGGCCUCGGCGUCUGACGACCGCAGCGUGCGGCUGUGGGGGGUGGGGCCCCUGGGCGGGGCCGCGGGCUGUGGGGCCCCCGCCCCGGCCUGCCUGCGGGUGCUGUACGGGCACCAGGCCCGCGUUUUCGCCGUGCGCCUCUCCCCCGGCCGGGUGUUCAGCGGGGGGGAGGACGGGGCCUGUCUGCAGUGGGACUGGGAGAGUGGGACGGUGCGGCGAUCCCUAAAGGGCCACAGGGCCGGGGGGGUGCGGGCCCUGGCCCUCAGCGAGGGGGGGGAGGGGCGGGGGAGGUGGGUGGCCACCGGCGGGGCGGAUGGGGGGGUCCGGCUCUGGAGGGUGCGGGAGGAAGAGGGGGAUGAGGAGGAGGAGGGAGAGGAGGGAGAGGGGGUCCCUGAGACCCGCGCUCUGGUGGACCUGGGUUUCGCCGGCCGAGGUUGCCCCAAGGUGGUGCGUGUGGUGGGGCCGGGGGGCUGGAGGCACGGCGGGGUGGUGCUGAGCACGGACCAGGGGGAGGUGUACCUGUGGGAGGAGGCGGGAGGCUGGAGGCUGGUGUGGGCCGGGGGCCCGGAGUUCCAGUCCUACAAUGUGAUGGAGGUGCUGAAUACGGGCGGGGUCACAGGGUGCGGGGCGGGGCUGUGUGCUGUGGGCAGCCUGAAGGGGGCGCUGUGUGUGUUCCCCCUGGCUCAGCCCGGCGCUCAGGUACGCCUCUCAGCGGGCCAGGGGAAGGUGCACAGCGUGCUGUGGGCAGGGCCUGACGGGGAGCAGGCCUAUCUGCUGGCCUCAGGUGCGGAGGGGCGGGUGCAUCGCUGGUGCCUGGGGGUGGAGUCUGACGGGCGGGGCCUGGCCGUUAGUGCCACACCCCUCCCCUCCCUCCUCCUGCCCUCCUGCGCUAAACGCUGGCUCACUGCCGUGACCUUCCUACCCCGGCCAGAGGGGGCGCUGUGGUUCUGCGGAGACAGGAGGGGCUCCCUCCUGCUCUACCGAGACCGGCGAGACGGAGACGGAGCGGGGGAUGAGACACAGGAGAAGGGGGAAGAGAGAGACAGACAGCCAGCUAAGAGAGAGAAAGAGGGAGAGAUGGAUGACAGAGGGCCAGAGGAGGAUGAAAAAGAUAAAAGAAAGGGAGAAGAAGGAGAGGCAGGAGUGCUGCAGCCGGUUGGGACUCUGUUUGGGGUGCACGGGAAGCAGGGCGUGACGUGGGUGUGUGAGCACCAGGGGGCGCUGUUCAGCUGCGGGAGGGACGGCUCCGUUCGGGAGCUGAGGGUGGAGCACGGGAGCAGACUGGAGGUCCUGAGGGCGGAGCGGGCCUGCAGGGGGAUGGACUGGGUGGAGAGGGUCCUGUUCCUGGGAGCGGAGGAGGGCCGGGAGGCCGAGCGGAUGGCGGUUCUGGGAUUCCACUCUGUGUUUUUCGAGAUGUGGGACCCCGCCCGGCAGGAGCGGCUGCUCUCGGUGGCCUGUGGGGGCGGCCACCGGUCCUGGAGUUACUGCCCCCGCUCCGGGACCCUGGUGUUCGUGAAGCAGGGCUCGGUGCUGGCCACGCCGGCCUCCCGGGACCCACGGGGGCCGGACGGUUGGGGCCUGAAGCCGGGCGUUCACGGCCGGGGCGUGGGCUGCGUGUGCCGCCUGGGCCGGGCGGGGCCCUGGGAGGUGUUGGCGAGCGGGGGAGAGGACACCACCCUGAGCGUGCUGGCGCUGCGGCCAGCCAGCGGAGACGUGGCGGUGCUGUCCGUCAUCACGGACCACAUCUCCAGCGUGCGGGCCCUCGCCGCUGUCCCCCGCACGGACGGCCAGACUGACGGACGGGAGGACUCCCUCUCCGCCCUGCUGGUUUCGGCCGGGGGCAGGGCUCAGCUGCAGUGCUACCGGCUGCUGAUUGGUGGGGGCUCGCAGCUCGGCCCGCCCACCUGUCAGGUGAUCCAGGUGGCCAGCCACCGAUUGGACGAGCAGUGGGAAAGAAGGCGGAACCGGCACAAGACUGUGAAAAUGGACCCUGAGACCAGGUACAUGUCCUUGGCAGUGCUGCAUGAUGGGACAGCGGAGGUCCUCCUGGCUGUUGCCUGUAGUGAUGGUGCUGUGAGAGUUUUCUCUGUGAGUGAAGCGGAGGGCAAGGUCCAGCUGCUUUGGGAGAGCUUCCAUCACCAGCGGUGUGUGCUCAGCGUCGCCCCCUGCUGCCUGGAGGACCCCCUGGGCAAUCGGAGGCUGUUUGUGUUCAGCGGGGCUACAGAUGGAAGUGUUGCAUUGUGGGAUAUGAGCACACUCCCAGCCUGGAGAGCCAGUUCCACUGCUGACCUCACCUGGAACGGUCCUGCCAGUCCCUGCUUUACAGCGACAGCCCAUCAGAGUGGGGUGAACAGUCUGGCUGUGUGGGAGGAGCUUUGGGGGGAGGCGGGGCGUGAGAAGGAAGAGGGGGCGGAGCCUGGGGAGCAGGAAGCAGCCUGGAUGACCGUGGCAAGCGGAGGGGAUGACGGGCAGCUGUCCGUGGCUAACAUUAGGCUGCAGUUCCACCAGCGGGAGGUAGAGGGCGGUGUUGUAUCCGUGCAGAUGCUGUCACGGUCCACUGUGCCCCUGGCUCACGCUGCCCCGCUAACUGCUCUUCAACAUCUGGGUCCUGGCCUGCUGGUCUCCACCUCCCCCGACCAACGCGUGUGUCUCUGGCAGCUAAGCAGCCCCGCCCCUCACCUACACGGACCUUCCCCACACCAGCAUGGCUCCUCCCCUCACCUACAUGGACCUGCCCCACACCAGCAUGGCUCCUCCCCUCCCCGACACGGACCUGCCCCACAUCAGCACGGACCCGCCCCUCACCAACACGGACCUGCCCCACACCAGCACGGACCCGCCCCUCACCAACACGGACCUGCCCCACACCAGCAUGGCUCCUCCCCUCCCCGACACGGACCUGCCCCACACCAGCAUGGCUCCUCCCCUCCCCGACACGGACCUGCCCCACACCAGCACGGACCCGCCCCUCACCAACACGGACCUGCCCCACACCAGCAUGGCUCCUCCCCUCCCCGACACGGACCUGCCCCACACCAGCAUGGACCCGCCCCUCACCAGCACGGACGUGCCCCUCACCUACAGGGCCCCGCCCCACAGGAUUCAGACCCCGCCCCUCAGCAGUUGGGCGCACUGUUCUCGCACGUGGCCGAUGCAGCAGGCAUGGUGGCUUGGACUGGGGGCGGAGCCUGGACAGAGGAGGGCGGAGUCUGGACAGAGGAGGGCGGAGUCUGGGCGGUGGUUUGCGGUCAGGGGCUACAGCUGCUGCGAAUCAGAGGAGAGAAUGGGGGGAUGACGAAGGAGUGAGGGAGAGAAAGGCAGGUGUGGGAGGGUAGAGGUCAGAGGUCAGGGCUGUAACUACUGCCGAGGAACUACAACUACAUGUCCUCUAUAUUUUUUUCCAUGUCCAUUUCCAAAGGCUAUAUUUAGUUUCAUUCUUAAGUGAGGACAUCUGUUUCAAUUCAUUGAGGAGGGGAAUCAAUGUUUUUUUUUUGUGUGUGUUUUUUUUUUUUUUUUUACAUUUUCUCAAAUUUAAGCCUAAUCUAGGGGCAUGUGUACACCAUUAAAGUUCAUCUUCAGAAAUGAACAGAUUAAAGGAAGCAGUGGACCCCGUACACAGCUGGCCCGGACGGCUCUGGCAAACCGCUGAAGACGGAGAUGAAUCUUGGUCCCUCGCACACAGACUCACAAACAGAACGCACACACACAUUUAAGGAUCCCGUUCACAUGCAGAUAGAUCUCACACACGGAUAUACCCUGAGGUCCGUAAGUAUUUGGACAGUGUUUAAGGGCUGUAUGAUUCUGACAUGAUUCACUCCGUAUGAAGAGCACGGUGUGGGAAUUGCUGCCCUUUAAAAUUUUGUGCUAGCCCUUUAAAAUUGUGUCACUGUCCAAAUACUUACGGACCUCACUGUACAUGCAUAUAAAGGGCUGGGACUACAAGGUGAGAGUAUGUUUUCCACUUGAUCCGUGACAUGGUCAUGGUCCAUGGACCACCUGUUGAAAACCCAGGAACUAAUGGACUGGAAAUAUUAUUAUAUAAGACCAGUACAAGUCACAGGGAGGUGGUGGUGUAGUUUCUGGGUGUAUAUGUAUAUUUGACUCCCAUGUGCUGGUAUUACUGUUGAUAGUUUGUAACUGAAAUAAAUAAUUUUUCCACGUGUA